This is a messenger RNA of Callorhinchus milii (elephant shark), 4791 nucleotides long. RefSeq names its product solute carrier family 25 member 25b (gene slc25a25b). The record is from RefSeq and is a predicted model, not a curated record. NCBI's taxonomy places the organism in Eukaryota, Metazoa, Chordata, Chondrichthyes, Chimaeriformes, Callorhinchidae. Gene Ontology annotation, cellular component: mitochondrial inner membrane. Bases 132 to 1577 code for a protein of 481 amino acids. The transcript is spliced from 11 exons. Gene Ontology annotation, biological process: transmembrane transport. Gene Ontology annotation, molecular function: calcium ion binding; ATP transmembrane transporter activity.
AUUUCGUUAAGCAACUGCAGUCAUUUAACUUAGGCCACUCUAAAACUAUUUCUUUCCACCUGUGGUUCUGAAGUGUGGUGAUUUUAUAUUUAUUUUAUUUUUAAAUUAUUUUUUAAAAUAACGCUGUUAGAAUGCUGUGCCUAUGUUUGUAUGUGCCAGUGCCAAAUACUUCGGAAAGGGAAUUUCAGUACUUCGAAUCACAAAGGCUGCCUGCUGAACUAAAAUCUGUGUUCAGGCUCAGCCUAUUCAUCCCUUCACAAGAAAUCUCAACCUAUCGCCAAUGGAGACAGAAAAUUGUGAAAGCCGGUGACAAGGACUGUGAUGGACAGUUGGAUUUUGAAGAAUUUGUUCAUUAUUUAAAAGACCAUGAAAAGAAACUCCAAUUAGUUUUCAAAAGCCUGGACAAGAAAAAUGAUGGUAAAAUUGAUGCGCAGGAAAUCAUGCAGUCACUGUGUGACCUGGGGGUGCACAUUUCAGAACAACAGGCGGAAAAGAUCCUUAAACGAAUUUGGAGAGGGCACCUGCGGGGCCCUAUUGCAUACAUGGAUAAAAAUGGAACAAUGACAAUUGACUGGAAUGAGUGGCGAGACUAUCAUCUUCUGCACCCAGCGGACAACAUUCCUGAAAUAAUCCUGUAUUGGAAACACUCCACGAUUUUUGAUGUAGGCGAGAGUUUAACAAUUCCAGAUGAGUUCACAGCAGAGGAAAAGCAGACUGGGAUGUGGUGGCGACAGCUCGUAGCAGGAGGGGGUGCAGGUGCUGUGUCCAGGACAUGCACUGCUCCGCUCGACCGUCUCAAGGUGCUCAUGCAAGUUCAUGCUUCUAAAGCUAACAGUAUGUGUAUCGCGGGAGGAUUUGGCCACAUGAUUAAAGAAGGAGGACUUCGAUCUCUGUGGAGAGGAAAUGGAAUCAAUGUCAUCAAAAUUGCACCUGAAUCUGCCCUCAAAUUCAUGGCUUAUGAGCAGAUAAAGCGAUUAAUUGGCAGUAAUCAGGAGACUCUGGGCAUUCAGGAAAGAUUGAUUGCAGGAUCACUGGCUGGAGCAAUUGCCCAGAGCACAAUCUACCCAAUGGAGGUUUUGAAGACCAGACUGGCCCUGCGCAAAACUGGACAAUAUUCUGGAAUGGCCAACUGUGCAAAACGCAUCUUGAAAAAGGAGGGACUUGGUGCUUUCUACAAGGGCUAUGUUCCCAAUAUGAUGGGCAUCAUCCCUUAUGCUGGAAUAGAUUUAGCCAUUUAUGAGACUUUAAAGAAUUCAUGGUUGCAGCGAUAUGCCACUGACAGCGCAGAUCCAGGUGUCUUUGUUCUUUUGGCAUGUGGCACCACGUCAAGCACUUGCGGACAAUUAGCAAGUUACCCGUUAGCACUUGUCAGAACACGAAUGCAAGCACAAGCCACCAAAGAGGGAGCACCUCAGCACACAAUGACUGGACUAUUCAGGCAGAUUCUGAGCACAGAAGGAGCAAUUGGACUGUACCGGGGCCUAGCACCAAACUUCAUGAAAGUGGUUCCUGCUGUCAGCAUCAGCUACGUGGUGUAUGAGAACCUGAAAACCACUUUGGGAGUCAAGUCUCGAUGAUGAGGCAAAGAAUACUGACUGAAGCUAAUCUUGGGCAAUAAUCCUGGGGUUUAACCAUCUCAUUCUGUGAAUGUCAUAAAACACUAUUUAAGGGGAUAAGGGGGUUAAAGGGACCACUCCCCAAGCAAACAAGUGAAUACUCUUUCUCCAACUUAGCCUUUCAUUUUUGUCAGUAUCUCAGCGCUGGCCUUGCCCUUGAAGGACUCAUUUUGUUUAGUGUUAUUUAUCACCACUUUAUUUUAUCAUUUGUGCUAUUAACAGCCGAGAACGGCCAGUAGAAUAGCAUCUUUAUUCUUAAAAGAACACAGUUGUACGUGUCAUUAACAACUUGGGAGGAAUCCUAAGAAACUGAAAUGUAUCUUUCAGAAAGGUUUAAGGAUCUCCCAAUCCCCAACCCCCAAAACGAAAUGGAACAGAUGCAUCUUUUGAGUUUUCUGGCUUCAAACAGACAAAAGAUCCACAGCAAAACGUUUCAGCAAACAUUACAGUUUAUUUAUACAUUUUAGUAACAAAGAACCUCUCACUCUUGUAACAUUUGCACAUUUCCAGAAAUAUCAUUACCAUUAUUGGUUUUAUUAUCAUGUCUGGUUUUAUCAUGCUGUUUCAGUAAACUGAAUAUUUAUUUUAUUUAUUGUUUACAGGUUUUUGAAAGGUCUAGAAUUUGGGGUAGUGGAAGCUCAAUCUUCUGGUGAAAGAACCAAAUCUUAGGUCUAUAUAAGAUUCUAUUCAGAUCAUUCUGUUACCUACCAUAAAUGGGUGAAGGUUUAUCCCAUCGUUGGAUGCUGAAGCUUUUGGAAAUUAUUCUCACAUUUUGCUGGACAGGUGGUCAACUGUUUCUUGUAGAAACCUAAAAGAUUAUCUUACAUUUCAAAAGGGGUUAAAUUAUUUAUUUUUAUACACCUUGCAAAUGCUAACAGCUAUUUAUUAGUAAUUAUGUGACCUGAAUGAGAACUGAUUGUUCUGGUCAUUUGCACGUCCUGAAAGUUAAACAGCAGUAUUCAUUUGUGUGGGUUUUAAAGUUCCUGAAAACCAUCUACUCUCUUUAAAAACUGCUUUAAGUGAGUAAAUGCAACUUUGACCUGUAGAUUUUGUUUUAAAUUCCCAAAUUGUUUCUCUAUAUGUGGAAGGGUCGUGGAAAGAAUAAAAGUUACUACAUGCUAACUUUUUCCUGCAAGGCACAAUAAUAAUAAUAAUAAUAAUCUCAUUUAAUGUAGCAAUUCUCUGCAGGAAUGUUUUUGCUGGGGAUGAAAGAAAUGGUGAAGAUGUAAAUUACAAAGAACUAAUUUCAUUGUUGAAAUAUAAUUCACAGACAUGAGCCACUUUGUUAGAAUCCUGUAAUGUUUUAAAUUGGCCAUUUAAUAUUCAGAGCUUUCGUAACAAUAGCAGUAAUUUCUGACUCUAAAAAGCAUUACAAAUUUUAGAGCAGUCAAAGAUUUGCCUUCACUUUUAUUUGGGAUAAAUUUGAGACUUGACAGUUCUGUGGCAUUCCAGCCUGGGAGAUCACAUUAACUAGUGCUGCAAAUAUGCUCUUGCCUGGCUUAUUACGUAAUUAUUUUGAUCUAUAACAAAGCAUGAAAAUUCCAGACUGCCUGUGAAUAAACCUGAUCAGCUACAGUCUGUUUUAAUUGGAGACGUUUGUAAUCGAUUAUGUUGGGAGAGGUAAUGAAAGAUGAGAUGAAAUAGUGUUGUUAGAUGCUGACAACCCCGGGGUCACAGGCACAGAGCUUGUGACUUCUGGUUUACUGAAACGUUAUGGAGUUUGCCUUUUUGUAAAAAAAAAAUUAGGAGUUGAAAAUGUGGGAUCUGCGGGGCGAGUUCUGAUGGCAGGGUUUUGGGACCAGAUGCCAUGCAUAUAAAAGUGUGGAGAACUGCAAUUUUCAACAGUCAUUUUGUGUUCUAUUAGAGAGACUGUUCCUUGUCCAUGUGUAUGUUAGAAUUCUAGGUUGUGAGAUUGAUGCUACAAUUGAGCAAAAGUCCUUUACAAUAACGUGUUUUAAAGUAUCAGCUGCUUCUACAUUCCAGCAAGUUAAAUCUUGCUGUGAUUUGUUUUAAAGAGAACAUUUCCAAAUUUCCUGCCUUGAACUAAACACAACUUACUGCCUUUUCAUGAUUCCUUAUUUUAGAAUAAUAUGCAGUACAUAAUAUUACUAUUGCGUACAUUAUCAUUUGUUUUCCAACCUUAACUUUUUUCCCUAAUUUAUAUAUUUAUUUUGGGGGAUUUAUUAAAAGUAAAUGAUGUUUGAACUGAAGUUUUGCAUAACUUGUUUGUAAUUGCUAAACAAUUGUUAACAAGGUGAACCUUGGAGUCAGUCAUGGUCACUGGAUUGCUUGUUCUAUUUUACUGCACAGAUACUGGUGCCCCAGUCGUGUUUCUGGGAUGAGACAGUUAUUCAGCUUCAGGCUGAAGACAAAAAAAAAUACACCGCAUCAUAAAUCCAGAAAAUAGUGUAUGCAGGAAUAGCAAUACUGUACUUGGUCAGUAUUGAUGUUCUUGGUUUGCUGCAAACUUGUCAUUGGAACAGUUUACACUUGGGGUAGGGGAGAGAUUCUUCAGUUUUGUGUUUACACAGGUAGUUUUCUUUAUGAAUGGGUAGGCAGAAUUAAUUUACAUUUUAUCUUGGUGGGACCAGCAGGUGUUUCUUAUUGUAAGUUUUAUUUUCUCGUGUAAAACGUCAAUCAAGUGAAUGCAGUGCUUCAUUUCUGAAUGUGUAAAAAGGGUUUGAUUUUUAAAGGAAAAAAAAAGAAAAUGUUAGUUGAUGAAUGUGAAAUAAGAAUACGUAGAGACCCUGCCUGGGGGCCUGUAAAGUUUGACUUUUUAAAAAAAAAAGCCUUCCAACAUGAAAGUGCCUCUGCAGAUCCUGACGUGUGGUUUCUGAUUGGAGUCUAUGCUGUAUCUCUCCUUAUGUUGGUUUUGAGAAUGUCCAGUGUGGUGCAGUUUCUCCAACAGAAUGGAUCCCAAUGUCUUGUAAUGCUGCUCUUCAUCUUGAGCCUUAAUUUCACAACCAAAUUAAGGUCAUUUAUUUUGAGAGUUUUAGAGCAGAGCCUGAUUUGCCAAAGGCAGUUUCUAAAAUUAUGAAUGCAAGUUGUGCAGAAUCAAUGCAAGCAAUGUUAUACGUUUAGUGUUAUUGUAGUGAAAGACUGAGCCUCAGCCUCUUAACAUAUUUAUGUUCAAAUAGGGAACAGUCUUCUAAUAAAGUUCUCUCUUCGAACAAAA